AUGCCUACAGCAACCAUCCCCCCCUUCUACAACUUCUUCUUCAAAUAUGUUGACCCUCUCAUCGCCCUCGGAGGAGCAUACCUCAACUUCUUCGACCCAAUCAGCGCUGUAACCGGCAUGGCUCCCAACUCGAAAUACGACCCAGACCAAGUCUUUCUCUUCCAUCAGAGUGGUGGCCUCGCAUUGGCCGUUGCCUUUAUCUCGGCCGUCCUCCCUCGACACACGACGAAUGUCACGACUUGGAGAAUCAUUCAGUUUGCCUUGUUCCUCUCUGAUCUGGCUGGUCUGAGUGGAAUUGGAUGUGCUCUAUGGCGCCAGGGGAGGUUUGCGCCAGCGAAUUGGACAUCUGAUGAUAUUGGUUGUGGAGGAGGCUAUGUGUUUUUGACUCUGGUGCGGCUGCACUUUCUUUUGUAUACGAGCGGAGGUGUCCAAGAAGACGUCAAGCAAAAUUAA
This is a messenger RNA of Fusarium keratoplasticum, 453 nucleotides long. RefSeq lists its product as uncharacterized. Lineage: Eukaryota; Fungi; Ascomycota; Sordariomycetes; Hypocreales; Nectriaceae. The record is from RefSeq and is a predicted model, not a curated record. The transcript has a single exon. Bases 1 to 453 code for a protein of 150 amino acids.